AUGCGCAAAGACUGCGAUUGUCUACCGUACGGAGUGAGGACACAGUCGACAACUGUUCAGAAGCAGAAUAGAAGUAACGACCAGGUCGUCCAGGAGAUACGACUCGAGAGGUACCAAGCAUUCCUCAAGAAAGGCUCCGUCACAAUCUACCAGCUCCCCCUCCUAACAUACGAGCAUCAAUACUGCAUUAACUGCCGACUAUUUUCACCACGCACGGUCUCGACAACCCUUCAGGGCGGCGCUUUGGGUUUCCGUGUUGACGGGACAAGAGAGGCAGGGUUGAUUAUCUUUCCACACGCGGCGAUUUUCUCUCGGCGAUGCCAUCACCCUUCUCGCGACUCAUUCUUACUCGACUUUCCGUCUGAUCGAGCCCCAGACCCGGCCAACCUAACGCAAGUACGCAGCCUCCUCGUUGGAGUUCUAGUCGGCAUCUUCUUCGUCCUCUUCGUGACGUCUCGUCUACGGCCGAACCAAACACCCGACACCCGAACGAUUCAAGACUUCUACCACAAGACGGUCCACGGAUUGGAGAGCAAGAAGCCACCGGCGCAAGGAGACAUAGCGAAUGCAGUCCAGGAUCAAGACACUGACGGCGACGUGGACGCCGAAGAUGAACAGCUGGCCAACGACCUGGCCACACGCCUGCGAGAAGCCGCGGACAAGGCCAAGGACUUAGCCAACAAGAAGGCCCCGCUCAAGCCUGAUUCUCCAAGCGAAGUCGUCGGAGUCGGCAACUCGGCUGCCCACCAGGACAGCACCGAUCACGCGGUCGGCGGAAAGAAAGCCAAGAAACCAGAAGAAGUUGGAGACGAGCCGGAUCCCGACGAAUUGCUUGCUGUCGAAGCCGAACUCAGGUCCCUUAUGAGGAAAUAUCCGGUCCUCAUCUUCUCUAAGACGUGGUGCCCAUUCUCGAAACGAGCCAAGGGUCUAUUACUGGACAAGUACGCCAUCGAACCGCCUCCAUUCGUCGUCGAACUCGAUCAACACCCCCUCGGCCGCCAGUUGCAGGAAUAUCUAGGCGAGAAGACCGGCCUGACCACUGUGCCUAAUAUCUUGGUCAACGGCGUCAGUAUGGGCGGGAGCGAUAACCUUGCCGAACUCGAUGCCAAUAAUGAACUAAUCGACAAGAUGGUCCAUCUCGGCGAUAAGAAGGUGAAUAUGAAGCAGCGUCUGCCACAGUAG
Sodiomyces alkalinus F11 is the source of this 1182-nucleotide messenger RNA. RefSeq lists its product as hypothetical. Bases 1 to 1182 code for a protein of 393 amino acids. The record is from RefSeq and is a predicted model, not a curated record. Gene Ontology annotation, cellular component: fungal-type vacuole; cis-Golgi network; cytoplasm. NCBI's taxonomy places the organism in Eukaryota, Fungi, Ascomycota, Sordariomycetes, Glomerellales, Plectosphaerellaceae. The transcript is spliced from 5 exons. Gene Ontology annotation, biological process: cellular response to oxidative stress. Gene Ontology annotation, molecular function: glutathione disulfide oxidoreductase activity.